AGCAAAAACAGAAAAGAUCCCAACGCUAUCCCCUUCUUCUUCGUCAGGUAGGUUCACUUGCCAUUCCCCACCGUGCCCUAACCCUAACCGCCCAUGGGCAAGGGCCGCCCCCUUGCCGCUGCCGCCACCACCACCACCUCCGGCGGCGGCGUUUCCGUCCCUGAGGCGCCGGUUUUCCACCCCACGGAGGAGGAGUUCGCCGAUCCCCUCGCCUACGUCGCCGUUAUCCGCCCCCUCGCCGAGCCCUUCGGCAUCUGCCGUAUCGUCCCGCCGCCGUCAUGGUCGCCGCCACACGCCCUCGACUUCUCCUCGCUCUCUUUCCCCACCAAGAGGCAGCCCAUCCACCGCCUCAUCGCCCGCCCCGCCCCCGCUGACCCCGACACCUUCCUCCUUGACUACCGCCGCUUCCUCAGGGCUUCCUCCGGGCAUCGGCGAGGCCGCAAGAAGGGUCUUCCAAAGUCGCCAGCUCUCUCGGAUGGUCGCCAGCUUGACCUCUGCCGCCUGUUCCAUGCCGUGAAGAGGUUCGGUGGGUACGACGGUGCCUGUGAGGGGAAGCGGUGGGGCGACGUGGUCCGCCUAGUUGAUGACAAGGCACCAAUGCAUGUAUCGGAGUGUGCCAAGCAUGUGCUUGCACAGCUUUAUUACGAGCAUCUGUAUGAGUACGAGAAGUUCACCAACAGAUCGGUGUCACAGGAUGGGAAGAAGGGGAAGCAACCAGAGCUGGAAUCUGAUGAUCAACCGUCAGUUUCUGGUUCACAGGAUGAAGGGAGGAACAAUUCCGAUACUGGAGCGAUGGAUGAGGAGGUUUCAGGUGUUACGAGCCAGAAAAGAAGUGUCAUCCGUAGGAAAGCGGGUGGAAGAACUUCUCAUGGCCGCCACGGAAAUGGUGGUGACAUCACUGGAAAUAAUGUGGCGUCUGCUGGUGCUAGGAAGCGGAAAAGGAGAAAGUCUGACGCUGUGGUUGCUGUGGUCAGUGAGGUGUCUGCUGGUGCUCGGAAGAGGAAAAGAAGAAAGUCUGAGGCUGCGGCUACUGUGGUUAAUGAGGCAGUGGAUCAGGUCUGUGAGCAGUGUAAUAGUGGGUUACAUGGGGAUGUCAUGCUCCUAUGUGAUCGUUGUGAUAAAGGCUGGCAUUUGUAUUGUUUGUCGCCUCCGCUUGAGAGAGUGCCUCCUGGGAACUGGUAUUGCUCAGACUGCAUGAACUCCGAUAGAGAUUGUUUCGGAUUUAUCCAUAGGAGGAAGACUUGCUUGCUUGAGACUUUCCGGCGAUUUGACGAGAGGGUGAGAAAGAGAUGGUUUGGGCAGAGGAAUCCCAGCCGUGUUCAAGUCGAGAAGUAGUUUUGGGAGAUCGUGGAGGGGAAGGCAGGGGAACUAGAGAUUAUGUAUGGGAGCGACUUGGAUACUUCAGUUUAUGGAAGUGGCUUCCCUCGUCUUGGUGAUCCGGUCCCAUCAUCGGUAGAUCUGGAGGUGUGGCAGGAGUAUUGCUCGAGCCCGUGGAAUCUGAACAAUUUUCCAAAUCUGCCAGGCUCAGUUCUUAGAACAGUCCGGGAUAAAAUUGCUGGUGUAAUGGUCCCUUGGCUCUACAUAGGGAUGUUGUUUUCAUCAUUUUGUUGGCAUGUCGAGGACCAUUGUUUCUAUUCAAUAAAUUAUUUACAUUGGGGUGCGCCAAAAUGUUGGUAUGGAGUACCUGGAGCAGAAGCAAAUGCUUUUGAGCAGGUUAUGCGCCAGGCCUUACCUGAUCUGUUUGAUGCACAACCUGACCUGCUUUUUCACCUUGUCACAAUGCUGAAUCCAUCUAUUUUACGAGCAAAUGGUGUUCCUGUUUAUAGUGUGAUGCAGGAACCUGGCAACUUUGUCAUUACUUUUCCUAGGUCAUUCCAUGGUGGCUUCAAUUUAGGUUUAAAUUGUGCUGAGGCUGUAAAUUUUGCUCCCGCUGAUUGGUUGCCUCAUGGUGGAAUUGGGGCUGAAUUAUAUCGUUUGUACCGUAAAGCGCCUGUUUUGUCACAUGAAGAACUCCUAUAUGUGGUUGCAAAGAAUGGUGUGGACUCUGAGUCGCUUCCCCACUUAAAGGGAGAAAUAGAAAGGCUUUUUAUAAAAGAGAGAAGAUGUCGAGAGGAGUUAUGGAUUAAUGGGAUUGUUAAAUCCAGUCCAAUGUCACCACGGAGUAACCCGGACUUUAUUGGAAGUGAAGAGGACCCUACAUGCAUUAUUUGUCGACAGUAUCUGUAUCUUUCAGCUGUUUCCUGUAACUGUAGGCUGUCUUCUUAUGUUUGCCUUGAGCACUGGAAGCACCUUUGUGAAUGCAGUCCAGAGAAGCAUUGCUUACAUUAUCGCCACACCCUUGCAGAGUUGGGUGAUUUAGUUUGCGAGGUCUCUUUGGCUAGUCUCCCAGGGGACAAUGUUAAGCAGAACCCGCAAUUGCUCAAUGACGUUUGUGUGCCGUCUAAAAAGGUCAAAGAUCGCUAUAUAUCAUAUGUAGAUCUUGCAGAAGAAUGGCUCUUGAAAUCUGAUCAUAUUCUCCAGAUGCCAUUCGUAGAUAGUGCAUAUGCCACUGCCUUAGAAGAAGCUGAACAAUUUCUUUGGGGUGACCAUGCCAUGGAUUCUGUCCGGAAUAUAACACUAAAACUAACAGAAGCUAUGAACUGGGCUUUGGGUGUUAGAAAAUGUCUCUCCAAAAUUGAGGAUUUUCAGCUUUGUAAAGGCAAUUGUUCUGAUAAAGUAAAUUAUGUGGAGAUUGAAGAAUUAGUUGCUGUGAGAUGUAUCCCCUGCUGUGAGCCUAAUCUUACAAAACUUCAGGUCUAUGCAGAGAAAGGAAAAAUGCUGAUUAGUGAAAUAAACAUUGCAUUGUCAUCACACUUGAUGGUCGACAACUUGGAAACAUUGUACUCUAGGGUUUCAAAAUUCCCAGUUAACCUAACAAAAUCAUCAACCUUGUCUUGUGAGAUCUCUUCUGCAAAGUCUUGGUUGAAGAAAGCAAGAGAUUGCCUUGAACAGAAUAAACUGGGCAUCGUUGACAUAGAUGUCCUUGAUAAACUGAAAUUAGAGUUGGUACAACUUCGAGUUCUAGUUCCAGAGAUUGAUCUUAUUUCAGAACUGUGGAAAGAUGCCGAAUCAUGGCGAAUGCGUUGUCAAUUAUAUCUCCAAGACUCCCCUGGUCUAAAGGAGCUGGAGAGUUUCCUCCUUGCUGCAAAUGGUGCCAAGUUCAGCAUUCCAGAGCUGAACCUUCUUAAGCAACGUCACUCAGGUGCUUGCUCUUGGGUGAAUCAUGCUAAUAACAUACUCGGAAAACUUUAUGCAAGGAGUGACUAUCACAAUGUUAUUGAGGAGUUGAUAGUCAUUCUGAAGGACGGAGAAUCACUGAGAGUAGAAGUUGAUGAAUUGCCGAUUGUUGAGAAAGAACUAAAGAGGUCCUUAUGUAGGAAGCAAGCAUCUGAGGCUCUUGCAACAGUAAUGUCCAUGGAGGUGGUUGAAGAAGUUUUGAAAGAAGCUUCCAUGCUAACUAUUGAAGAGGAGCAACCGUUUGUCGACCUGUCCCGGAUGCUCAAAGAUGCCACUGCUUGGGAAGAGAAGGCUAGACUUAUUCUUGAGCAAUCAGCUUCUCUCUCUGAGUAUGAAGACCAUAUGCGGUGCUCAGAGAAUGUAAGAGUUAUCCUUCCGUCUGAACUGCGUAUGAAAGCAGAGGUUGAUAUUGCUAAGUUGUGGAUAGACAAAUGUCAAACCUAUCUGAGACCUAGGUGCAAUAAACUUGCAUUUGGAGGCUUUCUUAAAGUUGAUGAUCUCAAGGAUUUAAUCAAUCAGGCUGCAAGUUCGAAAGUCAUCCUUGACACUUCAGCACUUAAUUUUGUUCUCAACAAUGUCAAAGAAUGGGAAUGUAAUUCACUAAGUUUAUUAUGCAACUUGGGAACCUUACUUAAUUUGAAUGUUAUUGGCUCUUCAGUUGACCCACUUCAACGAGAUUUGGAGGAGCUGCAAGAUAAAAUGAACGCAGAAAUAGAAAGUGGAAUAUCUCUUGGAUUUGAGUUUAGGGCUCUUCAUCAACUGAAGGAUUCUUUGUUGAUGCUUAGAUGGAUAUUGGACGCACUGUCUCGGUGCUGCAUGAUUCCCUUGUUGGAGGAUGUUGAUAGAUUAAUUGAAGAAGCAGUCCACCUUCCUGCCUCUUUGUUGGACUGCUCUUUGGCUAAAUUGUUAAUGAGGGGUUUGUCUUGGCUAAGAAAAGCACUUAGUUUGCUUCCUGAUUCUGAAAUAUCUGCAAAGUCUAAAUUGAAAGAUGUUGAGAAUAUUUUAGCAGAAUUCAAGGAAAUUGAAGUUCCUUAUCCUGUGAUGACUGCCAGGCUUGAGGAUGCUGUAAACAAACAUAAGUAA
Phragmites australis (common reed) is the source of this 4359-nucleotide messenger RNA. RefSeq names its product lysine-specific demethylase JMJ17. Gene Ontology annotation, cellular component: nucleus. Gene Ontology annotation, molecular function: DNA binding; histone demethylase activity. Lineage: Eukaryota; Viridiplantae; Streptophyta; Magnoliopsida; Poales; Poaceae. The record is from RefSeq and is a predicted model, not a curated record. Gene Ontology annotation, biological process: chromatin remodeling. The transcript is spliced from 22 exons.